AUGAUCAUAUCAGCUCCCGCCACAGCCACGGCGGCACCGAUCCUCACCCUACCAGACGAACUUCUCCUCGUGAUAUCAAGACACUUCGAUGUUGCCUCUCUCCACUCACUCACACGCACCAACCGCCGGUUCUCAAAGCUCUUCAGCCCCUCCCUCAAAGCCGCCGCGGUCCUCCACGGCAUCAACGGCAAUCCCGCCCUCAACGUAGCCGCAAAGCACGGCUGCCUCGACCUCGCCCGCCUCGCGCUCGCCAAUGGCAACGACGCCUCCGCAACCGACACCCACGGCCAGACACCCCUCCACUGGGCAUCCACCGCCGGCCAUGCCCACAUCAUCCGUCUCCUCCUGGAGCACGGCGCCAAGCCACGGGCCCUCAACUCCACUGGUACCGGCAUCACCCCUCUCUACUGCGCCGUGAAGAACGGUCACUACGAAGCCGUCGACACACUCCUCUCCUUCCAGUAUGGCGCCCUCGUCACCGGCGCCGGCCGCGACGAAACCGGCGCCACAAUCCUCCACUGGGCUGCGCUCCGCAACCCCCACAUCAUCCAGCGCCUCGUGCAGUGUGCGCGCUUGUACAAGGACGUGGGCUUCGAUAUCAACAUUGUCGACGGCGCCGGCGAGACACCGGUGCAUUGGGCCGCAAGGGCGGGGCAAUACCGCACGCUCAGGGCGCUGGUCGCCGCCGGCGCAAAGGUCGAUGUGGUGAGCGGCGUGGGAAAGACGCCGCUCCAUGUGGUGUUUGAAGGGACGCCGCAUGAGAAGACGGUGGAUGCACUGCUGAAGGCCGGCGCGGGGAUCAAUGUGGAGGGACCAGCAAGGGAGACGGCGCUCCACAUGGCCGUCAAGUCGGAGGCGUGCUCGGCUAGCGUGGUCAUAUAUAUGGUUGAGCAUGGUGCGGCGAUCGCGGCGCGGACGGACACGGGGGAGACGGCGCUGCAUCUGGCGGCUGUGCGCGGGAGCGAGCUGGUGGCGUGGUAUCUUAUCGAUAACAAGGCUGACAUCGACGCUAUGGACUACCGCCAGAAGACGCCGCUGCACUGCGUGGUUGAUGUGGGGCUUGGGUUCUGGCGGAACCCGCUGGUCAAUUUGUUGUUGGAGAAGGGCGCGAAUGUGAAGCUGGAGGAUAUGAACGGGGAGACGGUGAUUGAUGCGGCGAUGCGCGCGGACUCGGGGCUGGAGGAGUGGGAGCGUGAGAAGAUUCGGGAGGUGUAUCCCGCGUGUGUGCCGUAUGUGCCGGCGGAGUAUAGGGAGCCAGAGGCGUUUGUGCAGGCGCAGACGAGGCCAAUCGACGAACGUCCAUCAUCGUGGAAGGUAUUUGAGAGGGAGAGUAAGAAGGAGGCUAGGUCCAGCUUGGAGAGCGUCAAGAAGCUGUUUAAGGCGACUAGGACUUCGAGAUAUCGCAUGUCUAGAUCUUAG
Molecule: messenger RNA, 1419 nt
Organism: Morchella importuna
Lineage: Eukaryota; Fungi; Ascomycota; Pezizomycetes; Pezizales; Morchellaceae
Exons: 2
Coding region: 1-1419 (472 amino acids)
Molecular function (GO): protein binding
Source: RefSeq, a predicted model, not a curated record